AAACACGACAUCAACUCCAUCGAUGACAUUCGCAGCAUCACCGCCGAGCUGCUAAAGGCUCGCGUCUUAGCUCUACUGAACAGCAUCAAAACGCUGGCCGGCCAUGUGAUUGACUGCGUUCUGGAGCGAGAUAGCAAACCGACAGUGAAAGGCCUGACCAAGUUUGCCGAGAUGUCCGGUGAGGAGGUUCGAGAGACGUUCAUGCAGCCGCUGGGAAAUGUUGUUGAAGAGGAUGAGGAAGUUGAAGAAAAUGCAAAUGAGAUUGACAGCAUACCAAAUGAAGCUCACCUGGGCAGCGUGGCGGAAGAUCUGGUGGACGAUGCGGAAACAGAGGCAAAAUCACUCGUCUCUAAGGCGGAAAAGGGUCUCACCCUGGGUCGGGCCAAUGGUCAGCUGUUGAAGGAACGUGUUUUCAAGAGUACCCGCUUCAGCGUUGACCGUUCUCGUCGAUACCCGGCAGCCUUUGAUUAUCGGGAACAGGGGGCGGUCACGCCGAUCAAGGACCAGGGAACCUGUGGACUUUGUUUCCUCUUCGGCACCAUGGCCGCCAUCGAGAGCAGCUACGCCCUCAAACACGGCGUCCCCAACGCUAGUUUCAGCGAAACCGACCUGGUGGACUGCAUGGUCGAGCACGGGAAGUACCCGGGACAGGCGCAGAAGAAGGACCCCACCGGCCGGCCCAUAGUGGACCUGGUCAGUGGGACGCCCACGCUGGUGUCCUCCUGCCGACCAGGUGGCGCCCUGGUCAAUGUCCUGCGAGAGGCGAGCAAGAGUGGUCUGUCGCUGCUCAGCGAGGAGAGUCACCACUACCAGCCGGAUCAUCGCUGGGGACAGGGGUUUACGGUANCGGUGGUGACCAAGGUCAGCGGCUGGGCCACCGAGAAGAACAUCAAGGAGAAUGAGGACUACCUGAAGGGAGUGCUGAUGAAGUACGGCCCAAUUGCCACCGUCUUCCGCACGGCGCUGAUGAUUGACCGGAAGUACGCCGGCACGACGGGCUACAUUGACGGUUUCUUCCUGAUGAUCGGCAAGAUGCACGACGCUU
Rhagoletis zephyria (snowberry fruit fly) is the source of this 1045-nucleotide messenger RNA. The record is from RefSeq and is a predicted model, not a curated record. NCBI's taxonomy places the organism in Eukaryota, Metazoa, Arthropoda, Insecta, Diptera, Tephritidae.